UACGUUUCAAGUCAGUCAAUGAAGCCAGUCGGUUGAACGGGAAGGAAGAAAUAGGAACAUAAAAUGAAAUUGGCAAUAAUUUGCUUAUAUCUUUUUGUAAUAUCCAAACCAAGUUGCAGCCAUGUGAUAUCGGAAGCACUGGACAUAUUACGUGUAGUAAAAGAUAUAACAGCGGACAUACUACAGAUCUGGGAUGUGGUGGAGAAGGUGCCUCAUGAUACGGAUAUCGAAUUGCCCAUAUUGCAGGACAAACAACGCAAAGUUAUGCAACGCAUCGAUCAGAUCAAUCAACAUAUAACUAAUUUGGAGAAAUGGCAAAACGAACAAAACAUCAUGAUUAUUGAGAAUUUGACAAGGAUCUUUGAGAAGCAAUCGAUGCUUUCCAUUCGACUGCAGAAUAUUCAGACAUCCACCAGAGCCAUCAAUUAUCGAUACAGCCAAUUCGAGGAUUAUCAAAAUCUCAAAAACAAAUUGGAGCCCAUCACAUUGCGGAGAUUUGCCGAAAAGAAUGUUGAUCCCGGCUCGGAUUCUUUGGAUUCCAUGUUGCAAGUUUUGUUUAAUGAUUUCUUUGGGAUCGAUAAUAAGAAUACGAAUAAGGACGACAUCGAGGAUUCCCUGUUAAACCAUCUGACGAAAAAUUAUGAAUCAUCAACGGAUCAAAUUUGUUUCCAUAAAAAAUCAGCUCAACAAUAUGCCUAUGAACUCUUUGUAAAGGUAUCUUUAACUGAACUUAAGGCCUAUACUAUGGCGGAGUUCUCCUGGAUAACUCUGCGUAGUCAGGGCUUGGGUAACUAUACGGAGGAGAUAUCCCUGAUGCGUCAGAAUCGUGAAAGUCGUCUCAAUAUGUCUCGAUUGGUCUUAAAUCAGAUCAUGUCCGACAGUCAACGUGUCUACUGGCGCUGCGAUCCCGAUGGAGGAUAUAUUUUGGGUAAAACUUAUGAUGAGAUUACUCGCUUGCUUCAGGGCUAUUUGGAAAAUGAGGUCAAUUUGAAUGAGAAUCAACAAUGCUGGAGCACUUGCAAUAAUUACUAUGAAACCCAACAAUUUGGAUGCUAUCAACCGGAAGAGGAAUAUUGCGGCAAACAGAAGAAAUGCAAUGGAAAGCUCUACAAUUGUCGUUACAUCGAUUCGGAUAUGUGGGUAUGUCCCAGUGCAGAGAACUCCACGCAUCGCUACAAGCAUAUUGAAUUUGAGAGUGGUACAAUAUUGGGUAAAAUAUUCCCACAACCCCCACCCAAUCCUGAACAAUGUCAAACGGAGAUGGAAAAGGUGGAGUCCUGGUGGCGUUAUCUACUUUGGCACUGCUCGUAUUGCUUCUGCUUAUGCGAUGAGAAAGGUCCUCAAUCGGACCGAUUCUUUAACCUUCGUGACACAAUUACCGAUUAUCAAAAUGGUCGCGUGGCCACUGGGAUCCGUUUUGUCAAGAGUCAAAGAGUUUUUCAUUUGCAAUUGCAGCAGGGACAGCUUCUGCCCAAUGGUGCCAUCAAUGGAUCAUCACUUGAAUGGCUGCCCAUUGAUUCAUAUGACCCGGACAAUGUGGAUGUUCGUAAUGGAAUUGACUAUCACAUCCUCUCCUUUGAUAGUCGCACUCUAGAUCUGGAUGAGGUCGUCUCGGAAUCGCAUAGCAGCGAUCAUGUGGUCACCGGUGUGCGCCUUCGUAUGCUUGGCAAACAUCUCAAUUUGGAAGUACGUUUCAGUGAAUAUAAUUUUACUACGGGUCGCCUGCUGGAUGCCAAGAACAAAAGCUUUUGGUUAAGUAACGACAACACCGAUGUAUCUGGCACAAAGAGACGUCAACGAUUGUGGCUCAAUAAUCCCGACUUACCCAUCAAUUCCAAAUUAAAAUCACUGCCUCUUUCAUCAACCAAUCAAUUCAUGGAUUUCUUCGCUUCCAGCCCAGAGUCGGAUGCUUCGCAAAGUACUGUGCCAUUUAUUGAUAUUCAGGAUGUGGUACCCAAUCCAGUGGUUCCACUAACUGGCCUGGGUCUAUAUCAUAAGGGACGUGAAGGUUUUGGUGGCUUCUUUGCACCCAAAGUAAUUACCUAUGACAUAUCCAAGAAUUUUUUGAAACAACUUAAUUAACUUUUGACUGAUAUAAUACUCUCUUUAAUUUUUUUCUACUCAUUUUUUGUAAUAUGUCAAAAUCAUACUAAAAUAAACAGCAACAAAAAUAUUAA
Drosophila willistoni is the source of this 2177-nucleotide messenger RNA. RefSeq lists its product as uncharacterized. NCBI's taxonomy places the organism in Eukaryota, Metazoa, Arthropoda, Insecta, Diptera, Drosophilidae. Bases 64 to 2082 code for a protein of 672 amino acids. The record is from RefSeq and is a predicted model, not a curated record. The transcript has a single exon.